This is a messenger RNA of Protopterus annectens (West African lungfish), 5242 nucleotides long. RefSeq names its product GLI family zinc finger 3 (gene GLI3). Bases 457 to 5190 code for a protein of 1577 amino acids. Gene Ontology annotation, molecular function: DNA-binding transcription factor activity, RNA polymerase II-specific; RNA polymerase II cis-regulatory region sequence-specific DNA binding. NCBI's taxonomy places the organism in Eukaryota, Metazoa, Chordata, Ceratodontiformes, Protopteridae. The record is from RefSeq and is a predicted model, not a curated record. The transcript is spliced from 15 exons. Gene Ontology annotation, cellular component: nucleus. Gene Ontology annotation, biological process: smoothened signaling pathway; regulation of transcription by RNA polymerase II.
GGGAGGUUCUCUGGCUUCCCUCUCCGAGCAAGACAACACAGUCCUAAAUCAUGGACACGGCAGCUGGAACAGUACUCCAGCACGUUUAAAACUUAGCAAAAGCUGCUGUAACACAACGUCGACCCUUUCCUUACCCUCUCUCCUACACCACUGAACCGCUUCUAAAAAUGCAGACGUAAAAGACUCCGAAUUCGUCCAAGAAGUAUCCUCGUACUUUCUCCAAUAAUAUACCCCCUUCGCUAUCGGUCUUUCCCCAUCUGUUUCUCCUUUUAAGUGCUCAAAAAAGUUUCGCGCACACACUGAACGGUUGACACUCUCAACAUCCUACUCCCACCCUCUCAGAACAGAGAAAAAAUGGAAAAGGAGUUCCUCAACAUCUGCUAAAGUUGGACAGAAGACAAAAGAUUCAAGUUUGUAAGCACGUGUUACAAAGAGCUGAAGUAAUGAAAAGUCAUCAUGGAAGCUCAGACCCAUAAACUCACCACAGUGGAAAAGAAAAAAGUUGAAAAUUCCAUUAGUAAAGGCCCCUCCACCACACGAGCAGAUGUCAGUGAAAAAGCUGUUGCCUCUAGCACAACUUCCAAUGAAGAUGAAAGUCCAGGACCGAAUUAUCACAGAGAGCGGAGAAAUGCAAUUACACUGCAACCACAAGGCGGGCAGAGCAUUAAUAAAAUUACAGAGGAGCCAUCAUUUGCAGAGGAGAGGGCCACACUGUUGGUGAAAAAAGAGACCCAUGGAUCUGUACCCCACCUCCCUGAAUCUUCAAUCCCUUAUCGUGGAACAGUUUUUGCAAUGGACCCAAGAAAUGGCUAUCCAGAACCGCACUACCACCCACCUCACUUUUUUCAAGCAUUCCACCCCCCAGUACCAAUCGAUGCCAGACAUCAUGAAGGACAUUACCAUUAUGACCCUCCUAUUCCACCAUUGCAUGUGCCUUCUGCCAUUUCUGGUAGCCCAACAUAUUCUGACCUCCCAUUCUUCAGGAUUUCACCCCACAGAAACCCUGCAGCAGCAUCUGAGUCACCUUUCAGCACACCUCACCCUUACAUUUACCCUUAUAUGGACUAUAUCCGAUCAUUCAGUCCAUCCCUGUCAAUGAUUUCUGCAGCCCGAGGACUCAGUCCUACAGAUGCUCCACACCCUGCUCUCAGCUCACCAGAAUACUACCAUCAAAUGGCUUUGUUGGCAGGCCAGCGCAGCCCAUAUGCUGACAUCAUUCCUACUGCAACCUCGGCAGCAGCUAGCUCUAGUGCUUUUCAUAUGGAGUACCUUCAGGCUGUGGAGGGCUCCAGGUUUCCUAAUCCAAGACUCUCAGCAAGACCAAGUCGAAAGCGCACUUUGUCAAUUUCCCCUCUGUCAGAUCCUGGCUUUGACUUUCAGACCAUGAUAAGGACUUCUCCUAAUUCCUUGGUUACAAUUCUGAAUAGCUCCCGCAGCAGCUCUUCUGGAGGUGGUUCAUAUGGCCACCUGUCUGCAAGUGCGAUAAGCCCCGCUUUGAGUUUUACCUACCCUCCAUCACCAGUCACUCUUCAGCAAAUGCACCAACAGAUUAUGAGCCGUCAGCAGAGUAUAGGCUCAGCCUUCGGUCACAGUCCACCACUCAUCCAUCCAGCCCCCACAUUUCCUUCUCAAAGACCUAUAUCGGGAAUCCCCAGUGUGCUAAACUCUGCCCAAGUCAGCUCUGCAACUUCAGACCCUGCGCAGAGCAAGCCAACAAGUGAGUCAGCUGUAAGCAGCACUGGAGAUCUGAUGCACAACAAACGCUCUAAGAUAAAGCCAGAUGAAGACCUUCUCAGCCCUGGUGCAGAAAGCUUACAGGAUCAACAAGAAGGAAUAACACUUGUAAAAGAAGAAGGAGACAAGGACGAGAGUAAGCAAGAGCCUGAAGUGGUUUAUGAGACCAACUGUCAUUGGGAAGGCUGCUUCCGGGAGUUUGACACACAGGAACAGCUAGUGCAUCAUAUAAAUAAUGACCACAUCCAUGGAGAGAAGAAGGAGUUUGUAUGUCGGUGGAUGGAGUGCUCUCGGGAACAGAAACCAUUCAAAGCGCAGUACAUGUUGGUAGUUCAUAUGAGAAGGCACACUGGGGAAAAACCACACAAAUGCACUUUUGAAGGUUGCACAAAAGCCUACUCCAGAUUAGAAAACUUGAAAACACACCUGCGGUCUCACACUGGAGAGAAACCAUAUGUUUGCGAGCACGAGGGCUGCAACAAAGCUUUUUCCAAUGCAUCUGAUAGAGCUAAGCACCAGAACAGAACUCAUUCUAAUGAGAAACCAUAUAUUUGCAAGAUUCCUGGCUGCACAAAGCGUUACACAGAUCCAAGCUCUUUACGAAAGCACGUGAAGACUGUACAUGGUCCUGAGGCACAUGUCACAAAGAAGCAACGUGGGGAAAUUAAUCCAAGACCUCCACCACCUAGAGAUGCAGGUAGCAAUUCUCAGUCCCGAUCGCCAGGUCAUCAUACUCAGGGUACACUUGGAGAGCAAAGAGACCUCAACAGCAUUACCUCUAGACGAGAAGAAUGCCUGCAAAUGAAAACGAUCAAGACAGAAAAGCCAAUGACAUCUCAGCCAAGCCCUGGUAGUCAGUCUGCAUGCAGCAGUGAACAGUCCCCCAUCAGCGACAAUUCCAACAGUGGGCUCGACCUUCAUGUAAGCCGAGGAGGCAGUGUAGGAGACCUCAGUGCCUUAGAAGAAGCACCAAUCAUGGAUUCUACCAUUUCGACAGCCAGCACAGCACUCAGCCUGCACACCAGGAAGAAUGUGACAGGGACCAAAUGGAUGGAGCAAGUCAAACUUGAAAGGUUGAAGCAAGUCAAUGGCGUACUUCCAAGAUUAAACCCUAUCCCACCUUCCAAAGCCCCAACCUUGCCUCCAGUCAUAGGAACUGGUUUGCAGCCAAUGAACUGUAAUACUGGAGGAUAUAUGACUGUUCUUCCCUCUAGAAAUGAACUUUCAGAAAAAGAUGUAACAGUGCUAAAUAUGCUAAAUGACAGAAGAGACAGCACCACCAGUACUAUCAGUUCAGCAUAUCUAAGCAGUCGUCGAUCCUCUGGAAUUUCCCCCAACUUUUCUAGUAGAAGAUCAAGUGAAGCUUCACAGGCUGAAGGCAGACCACAGAAUGUAAGUGUGGCAGAUUCAUAUGAUCCUAUAUCCACAGAUGCAUCUAGGCGAUCUAGUGAUGCGAGCCAGUGUAGUGGUCUUCCUAGUUUUCUUAACUUUACCCCUGCACAGCAGUACAGGCUUAAUGCAAAGUAUGCUGCAGCAAUUGGUGGGCCGCCACCUACUCCAUUACCUAACAUGGACAGGAUGAGUUUAAAGACAAGAAUGGCACUUCUGGGUGACUGUAGGGAAUCUAGAGUAUCUCCACUGCCUCCAAUAUAUACUUCUCGAAGAUGUAGUGAUGGAACAAAUGGAUACAGUAGAAGGCCUCUUUUGCCUUUUGAUGUGUUAGGGAAUGGAACAAGAAGAGCGAGUGAUCCUGUGCGGACAGUCUCUGAUCCACUUUCUUCCCCAAGAAUGCAAAGAUUCAGUAGUCUUAAUACAAUCAACCCUCUGCUGGCUGCACCAUCUGGUGAAAGGCGUGGCCUUGCUCUCCAAAAUUAUACUUACUCAGAUGGAAACAUUCAGCAGAACAGCUAUUCACCUUGGCCACCUAGCAUUAGUGAAAAUUCAGCCAUGGAAGCUAUAGAAAUGGAAGCUGGUCUCCAUCUCAGUGAUGAAGAUUUUCUUCCAGAUGAUGUAGUUCAGUAUCUUAAGUCACAGAAACAGAGUAGUAGUAAUGGCAUGGAAAAUGUCACUAAUACAGAACAGCAGCAUCGUACAAUAGGAAAUAACAGCAGUUAUGAUCAAACUUCGUUAGUUCAACAGCAUACUUGUUCAGUAAGUGGUGGCACUGAGGCAAGCAGGGAGGAACUGCCCAUUCAGUGGAAUGAAGUGAGUUCGGGGAGCACUGAAAUAUUACCUCAAAAGCCAAAACAUGGACAACACAGUUCUGUUCAGCAAAGUCGAUCAUCUGGAUUUUUUAAUAACUUGAUUGUUCAACAGCAGGCUUCAUUAAGAGCAAACCAAAGCCAGCACAGUGACUUUCAGCAUUAUGCAGAUAGUAAUGUAUACCAUGUGCGCCCUGGCAGAAUUAUUACCAAUCCAAAUAUCUGUUCCAGUGUACAGUUGCUUAAAGGACAUCAGUGUAACCAGAACACCGGCAAGCAAACAAACACUGCUUUGGCUUGUAGUACUUAUGGUAUAGCUAGUCAAGGUCAGUCGUUAAAGAAAAAUAUGACACAGACUAGUAGAUGUCAGUAUAAUCUUGUACACACUGAUCAAGAAAGUUGGCAAUCUUCAGAUGUGCCUGAUAGGAUGCAUUGUCAAAAUGUGAAUCAUCAGACCUGUAUGCAGUCUCGCCUGUCUUCAAGUCAGCAGAUAAACAGUGCUUUGCAAUUCCAAGUGAUGAAUGGUACUGAACAAAUUAAUUUAACACAGACUAGUCCUGUAUCACAAAGUAGUUUCUACCAAGAAAUGCAGACUCAUCCAGCUCAUCCAGCUGUGCAACAUAAUGCUGGAACUCAGCAAGUGGGAAUGAGUAUUACAAAAAGUUAUCAGUCAUAUGAUAAACAAAAUGACAAACAGUAUAACAUGUUAAGAAGCAUUCACUGUCAGCAGCAAGAACAUAUACACAAUGUGAACCAAACUUGCAGAGUAACCACAGUAAAAUCAGAAAUGCAAGGCCACCUACAGCAGACGUCUUGCUCUGAUAUGCAAAACUACUCUGGCCAGUCACAUGACCAGAACACUGGCUUUGAACUUGGAGUCACAAAAGCAUCCUCUUACUCUAGUCCAGAAACCAACUGCUUACUAAAGGAGACUGGUGCUGCAGAUUCAUCUGUGCUUCUUUCUCCAGGGGUUAACCAGGUGACAAGUACAGUAGACAGCAGUACACUAGAAGGUGUUCACAUUGAUUUUGAUGCUAUCAUGAAUGAGGGGGACCAUGCUAGCCUAAUAUCAGAAGCCCUGAGCCCAAGUAUUUUUCAGAAUAUUUCUCGAAAUUCUUCUCGCCUCACAACGCCACGAGUGUCUCUUACAUUCCAGAGUAUGCCUGUAAGAACCACAAAUAUGGCUAUUGGGGACAUGAAUUCUUUGUUAACCUCACUUGCAGAAGAAAGCAAGUUUCUUGCUAUUAUGCAGUAGAUGUGAAUAACUGAAAUAACAGUUAUAACAGAAAGGAUUUUUUUUUUAAUUU